Messenger RNA from Recurvomyces mirabilis, 720 nucleotides. RefSeq names its product exosome non-catalytic core subunit rrp40 (gene RRP40). The transcript is spliced from 2 exons. Bases 1 to 720 code for a protein of 239 amino acids. NCBI's taxonomy places the organism in Eukaryota, Fungi, Ascomycota, Dothideomycetes, Mycosphaerellales, Teratosphaeriaceae. Gene Ontology annotation, cellular component: cytoplasmic exosome (RNase complex); nuclear exosome (RNase complex). The record is from RefSeq and is a predicted model, not a curated record. Gene Ontology annotation, biological process: poly(A)-dependent snoRNA 3'-end processing; TRAMP-dependent tRNA surveillance pathway; exonucleolytic trimming to generate mature 3'-end of 5.8S rRNA from tricistronic rRNA transcript (SSU-rRNA, 5.8S rRNA, LSU-rRNA). Gene Ontology annotation, molecular function: RNA binding.
AUGACCACGCCAGGGGUCCUCUUGCCCGGCGAGGUAGUCCCACAAUCUGCCCUCCCAGCAACCAAAAAGGGCACCCUCACGCUAGGACCGGGAUUGCAUCACGUUCCUCCCUCGACAAUCUCCGCCACCACAACUGGCUCCCUCCAGACGGACAACAAGAAAGGCGCAAUCUGGUUAGAGACUUCUCACGGCCGAUAUCAACCUACUGUCGGCGAUCAUGUCAUCGCACAGAUCCACCACAGCUCCACCGAGAGCUACAGUUGUAUCUUAACGCCACAUACACCGUACGCCAUACUCGGCCAACUCGCCUUCGAAGGAGCCAACAAGAAGACCCGACCACAACUGAAAUCUGGAGAUCUCGUCUACGCGCGCGUGAGCAAGACAAAAAUCGAAUGCUUCAACUCUGCCACUGGAAAAUCCGAGGGCAUGGGUCCGCUGAAAGCUGGAAUGACGUUCUCCGUCACUCCGUCCUUCGCGCGUCGCUUAAUGAUGGGGACCUCCAAAGAUGGCCAGGCUAAAGGUGGCGUAGUAGUGCUGGAAGAAGCAGGCGAGAAAGUGCGAUUCGAGGUGGCGGUUGGCAGGAACGGGAAGGUGUGGAUAGAUAGUAGUACCGCGAGGGAGACAAUCGUGAUUGGAGGGUUACUUGUGAGGGCUGAUGAGGAGGGGUGGGGAGUUGAGAUGCAGAGGAAGAUGGUCAAGAAGGUUUUGAGAGAUGUUUGA